AACCCGGAAGUGAAGGCUCUCGGUGUGGGACGUUUGCAUCCUGUUCGUAUUUAAAACAAAGAUAGUUUUAUUUAUUCAUAGCGAGAACAACCUGUCGGGACCAAUGAAGCCCCUGAUUACAGCCGCGUUCCUCCUGCUGCUGGUGGAGGGAACCCGGAGCUGGAACGAAGGUGGCGUGCUGCUGCGGGACGUUCAGGUCCUGACCCUGUACAGAGACCGCUACACCACAGCGCGGCGCUCCAGCCCUGUCCCUCAGCUGAAGUGUGUGGGGGGCUCGGCUGGCUGCCAGGCCUUCAUGCCCGAGGUGGUCCAGUGUCAGAACAAGGGCUGGGAUGGAGUGGACGUCCAGUGGGAGUGCAGGACAGACAUGGAUGCUGCAUUCAGGUUCGGCCGUGUGGAGGUGAGCUGCGAGGGGUUCAGUCACCCUGAUGAUCCUAACAUCCUGCGCGGGUCAUGUGGUCUGGAGUUCACUCUGGAGCUGACGGAGGAGGGACGCAGGGCGAAGAGGGGGUCAGCAGGGGGGUCCAAGGGCUUUGAAGAUUUGGGGGGCUUUGCCUCCAGUUUCUUCAGUGGUUUCCAUGGAAACGGUCAAAGCCAUCAGCAGGGUCAGAGGUCGUCGUCGUCAGGCGGGGAGGACUCUACAAGUCUGCUGGUCCCCAUCGUGCUGCUGCUUUUAGCCUUCCUCGUCUACAAGCUCUUCCUCAGUGGGAACACGGACGCCGCCCAGGGGGGGCAGGACGGGGGGCAGAAUGGGGGGCAGACCGGUUAUCAUGACAACCAGCAAGGCUUCAACACUGGACCCCCUCCUCCGGGAUUCAAACCGGACUACACAGGCUCUCCCGGGGGGAACCCCUCCUAUGGUUUCCAUAGUGACUACACUCAGGGACCACAGUACCCAGGACGCCGAGCAGCUCCAGGCCCAGGUGUAGGAGGAAGCUUCUUGAGCGGCAUGGGGACAGGGGGCCUGCUGGGAUAUCUGUUCGGAGGUCGGAGGAAUCAGCCCAACUUCCCCACAUUCAACAGCAGCAGCAGAGCACCUCCUGCACCCGGGCCCUCCUCCUCUGGGACCCGCACUGCCUCAGGGUUUGGAGGAACGAAGAGAAGAUAGGAGGAGCUGAGGAGGAGGAAGAGGAGGAGCUGUGCGCUGAGUGUUUGUUAGGAGAAGGCGUCUGAUUGGCUCUGAGAUCAGCGUCUCUGUGAUCGUUUGCUUCGUGCUCGUCAGUCCCGAGUUCACCUGCAGUUCUGAGACUUUGGACACAGUUUGAAUGUGAAGAGUUUGAAUUCUGUAUUUAAAGGUUUUAUUUUGUGUAAUAUUGAUCAUUGAUAAUAAAAUAAAGACAGAAAUGUGA
Molecule: messenger RNA, 1349 nt
Organism: Notolabrus celidotus (New Zealand spotty)
Lineage: Eukaryota; Metazoa; Chordata; Actinopteri; Labriformes; Labridae
Gene: saraf
Product: store-operated calcium entry-associated regulatory factor
Exons: 7
Coding region: 104-1108 (334 amino acids)
Biological process (GO): regulation of store-operated calcium entry
Cellular component (GO): endoplasmic reticulum membrane
Source: RefSeq, a predicted model, not a curated record